GGGCGUGGCCACACGAUGAGUGGGCGUGGCACCGCCGACACCGCCCAAUGGGAGGUGGUAACGCGAGUAGGCGGGGCGGAGGCGGUGACGCCCCGCCCCUCCCUCCUGGGCCGAGAAGCUCCGAGGCGGCGCCGCCGCCAUUUUGCGCUGAAGCUGCCUCAGGAUGGAGUCGAGACCCGAGCCGGAGCUGCCCGCCGCCCCCCGAGCCUUCAGACUCACCGCCCCGCCACGGAGCGCCACUCCACACACCCCUCCGCACCGCUGGCAGCGCUGAACGGCCUCAUGGAGCACAGCGGACGCGAACGCGCCGGCCCCGGCUUGGGAUGGGCCCGACUGGGCCUGGCCGGGGCCUGGCCGAAGCUGGCGGGGCCCAGCGCGGCGCCCGCCGGCGGCUCGUCCCAGGCGAGCCCGCCCUUCUCAUGGCUGCGCGUGGUGUCGCAGCUGCUGUCGCCGCUUCCCGCUCUCCUGCAGCGGCUGCUGCCCGGCGCCGCGCUGAGCUCCGCGCUCUGCCCCGCCAAGGCGCCGCCGCCGCUGGUGCUGCUGCCCAGGGCGGACACCUCGCUGGACUGGACCGAGGAGCAGCUCCCGGAGAAGCGGCCGGAGGGCGGCCCGGAGCCCGCGGGGCUGUGGGGAGCAGGGCUGGUGAGGAACAGCCUGGGGGCCCUUCCCGUGGGUUGGUACGUGCUGGGCUUGGAGCAGGGCAAGAGCCACCUGCCGCAGCCGCUGCGAGCCGAGGGCCUGCCCGAGGCUGAAUUCCUGCGCAGCAAGCGCCUGGCGUUCCUCCAGCGCUGGCAUCUGCCCGUGCCCGACCCCGACCACGGCUACCACAGCCUGGAGGAGGAGCAGCAGCAGCAGCACAGGGGUGUCUGCCGGGAAAUUGGGGAUUUAGAGCAGCCCGAGGGUGCGGGGAGACAGCCCGGAGGUGUCCCCGAGGGGCAGGAGGGGCUCCGGGACGCGGCUGAGGAGGGAGAAGCCUUGGCUGAGGAGGAACGUGAGGACUCGGAAACAGAGCAAGACUUCCCAAUUUCCACCAGACCUGCCUGUGCGAAUAAAUUAAUCGAUUAUAUCAUCGGGGGAGUAUCCAGCGGGGAGGAGAGCGAGGGUGAGGAAGACUGGGAUGAUGGUGAUGAUGAUGAAGAUGAUGAUGACGGGUUUGACAGCGAAGAGCUGCCCUCGGACUCGGACGCCGGCAGCCAGGACGGGGAGAGGCUUCAUCUGUGGAAUUCCUUCUACAGCUUGGAUCCCUACAACCCUCAGAACUUCACAGCCACCAUCCAGACGUCUUCCAGCGAGCCGGGAAAGGGAAUGUCGGACAUGGAGGAGGAGGAGGAGGAGGAGGAAGACUCGUGGGCAGAGUCCUCCGAGGGCUCGCCGAGUUCCGAGGAGGACGAGUGGGACUGUGACAGCGUGGAUGAGGCGGAGAACUUGAAACUUUGGAACUCGUUCUGUAGCUCGGACGAUCCCUAUAACCCUUUAAAUUUCACGGCGGCCUUUCAGACAGCGGAGAAAAAAGGGACGCCGGGUUUCCAGGGGACAGAGAGGGCGACUUGUGUCACCUCGGAGCGUUUCAGCCUGUGUAGGGUACAGCUGGAAAAACAGAACUGCGGGAGCACUGAAUUGGGGCAGGGCAAGGAGAAAACCGCGAGUUCCAAGAGGAAAAAGGUGACAUUCCAGGAGGAGGUGACAGAGUAUUACAUCAGCAGCGAGGAGGACCGCAGGGGGCCCUGGGAGGAGCUGGCUCGGGACGGCUGCCGCUUCCAGAGGCGCAUCCAGGAGACUGAGGAGGCCAUCGGCUUCUGCCUGAGCCCUGAGCACAGACUGAGGGUAUUCCAGAGGCUCCAGGAAUCCCAUUCCCACAGGACUGACCCCUUCUAGAACCUUCCAACUCCUGCAAUUUGCCUGACCCUUCAAUUCGUGAAAUCUCCACCACGAGUGGCAGCUGCAUGUGCUGGAAUGGGGAGAAAAAUGGGAUUUUUUUUGGUUUUCCUCAGUUUAAAAUUCAACAAAUUCUCCUUUUGAUAUCCAGAUAAAAACCCCCUGGAGCUCCCCAGAAGGGUGCUCUAAUUACAUUCCUGUUAAUUAGCACUUGACACACACAAGCAGACUGCUUGGGGUUCAAUCCAUUCCCAAAAAUGCCUUUUCCUGCCAUACCUUGGGAAGUGUGGGUACUCUCCCGUUGGAUUUUUGCACUUUUGGAAAAAAAAAAACCACAAAAAAAAAAUAUUUUGAAGGAAAUAUUUAUGGGGUUCAUUCCCUGGAAUUGCAGUUUUGAUUUAAAAUUCCCUGAGGGAUGUGUUUGGUGGUUUUUUUUUUUUUUUUGUGUUUCUCCAUUUUUUCCACCUUCUCCAAAAGCCUUAUUUUAAAAAAUCCUUUCUUUUAAAGGAUUUUUUUUCCCCAUUUUUUUUGCUUGGAAUAAUCCAAUGUUUGGCUAUUUUGAGGUUUGAAUAUUCCAGCCAAGCUUUGCUCUGAUUGAUUUCAAUAAUUCCCUUUUCAGGGUUCUGGCUGCAAGGAAAUUUCUCCUCCCAAUUAAUAAUUAAAACUUAAUGAGGUUGUGGAUGAUGCUUGAAUUUAGGGAGGAAAAUUCCUGAAUUAUUUAAUUCAUCUUUGCUGUAAUUCUGCUUUGGGAGAGGGAUUGAAGUGAAUUUUUAUAUCCAAUCUCUUUUAUCCUGAUAAUUUUCUUGGAUUUAAGGAAAUUUUCUUGGAUUCAAGGAGAUUUAAAGGCAAAAAUUUCUUUGUUUUCUAUCCCAAAAAAUCAGUAUUAACUCUUUGUGUCUGCACUGGGGUCACAAAAAACAUUUCAGUGAGAGGAAAAAACUCUUUAUUUAUAUUCUUAAUUUAAAAUAUGACAUUAUUUAAUCAAAAUCCUUGAGGGAAAAAGGACUUUGGAGCUGGAGGUUGGUGUGGGAAUUUUCCAAGCAGGGAAAAUAAAAAUGGAAAAAUUCCAAUGUUUGCACAAAGUUGGGUCAAUAAAUCAAAUAUUUGUUCAGCUGGCCAGAAUAAUUUCCAUUUUGUAGAAAAAAAAACCUUUAAAGUGCUUUAAAUUUAUCCUUAAUCCCUUCAGGUUUUAAUUUGGAAGAGAAUUAUUUCUUCCUGAUUUGAAAAUCCCAGAAUUUUUGGAUUUAUCCUUGAUUUUUAUUGCAAGAAGUGACUUCUUGGAGUUGAAAAAUCCUCUUUUUUUUGUGGUGCAAUUAGAAAUUUAAAUUAGAGUGGUAUUAACUCAAAUUCCAUCUGUUUGCCAUCCUAAAAAUUAGAUUUUUUUUUUCCUUAAAAAGAAGUUUAAAAUUUGUAUCACCCCCUCAAAUCCUGAGAAUUCCAUUUGGAAUUUUUGCUUUUUUUUGGGGUUUUUUUUGAAGGAUUUUACUCCCAUUGAAUCUGCUUUUUAAUUCAGGGGGGAAAAAUGGAAUUCCAAGAAGAAAAAAGUGUGGAAUUUCUGAUCAUUCCAAGGAAAACCCACUGCAUGAAUUUUUCCAUGGGUCUCCCAGUCCCUGGGAUUUUUUGGGGGGAUUUUUAAGGAUUUUUUGGGGGGAUUUUUUUGGCUUUUUUGGGGGAUUUUUUGGGAUUUUUGGGGGAUUUUUUGGGGAUUUUUGGGAUUGUGGUGCUUCAUUUCUUUAUGGACAACUCGGAUUUCUUGGUGCUCAGGAGAACCUUGGCAGAGCUGGGAAUCCACAGCUGCUUCCAGAGGGUUGAAACCUUGGAAAAAUGAAAUUUUUUAAAUCAGAAUUCCCAUGGAUCAGCUUUUCCCACUUCUCCAACCUCCUUUUUUCCCAGCUAUUCCACCUGAAAAUUGAAUUUAUUUACCACCAAACCCUCAGAGCUCCUUUUUUCCCCUCUAAAAUUCCUUAAAACACACAGGAAGCAAAACUUGGAGGGAUUUAAAUCAAAACUGUGAUCUGCAGAUUUUUAUUUUUGUAUCAUUUUGGGGGCAAAGUUUGGAUUUGGCUUUCUAUGGAUUUUUCCUUGAUUUGUGGCCGCUUUGUUGGGGUUUUUUCUACCUUAAAAAAAAAAAAAAAAUUCUAUUUCUGUACAUAAGAAACUCUUCAGGACUAAUCCGUGUGUUGGAAUAAAGAGAUUUGCAAGAUAAA
Messenger RNA from Haemorhous mexicanus (house finch), 4082 nucleotides. It is a transcript of the gene PPP1R15B, whose product is annotated as protein phosphatase 1 regulatory subunit 15B. The transcript has 2 exons. NCBI's taxonomy places the organism in Eukaryota, Metazoa, Chordata, Aves, Passeriformes, Fringillidae. The record is from RefSeq and is a predicted model, not a curated record. Bases 16 to 1875 code for a protein of 619 amino acids. Gene Ontology annotation, biological process: response to endoplasmic reticulum stress. Gene Ontology annotation, cellular component: endoplasmic reticulum; protein phosphatase type 1 complex. Gene Ontology annotation, molecular function: protein phosphatase regulator activity.